CUAAACGCUAUAACACCUCGGAGAGUGAAGUGCUUUCUAACGCAUUUUCUCUUUUUAUUUAUCUUAAUAAUUUUCUUAUUUUAUUUCUAUUCAAGUUCUACAGUUUUCGAGACUACUACGCAAUACUUUGACCUGAAUGUAAAGAAUCCAUAUCUUGAAGAUACAGUUGGCAACAUUUGGCAUACAAAAAAUGUCCACAUGCAUGGAAAAUCGGCAAGAUACUUCUAAUGGAAUCAUAGUAUAGCUGCCAAUUCCCCAUACGCUCUGCCUGAAUAAUGUGCAAUUUAAUAGCUACGAGAUCAAAUUAAACGGAAAAAGUGGAUCGUUGGAAGAAUUCUCUGAACCAGUAGCUCCAACUACCUUAAAUUGAAGCGCAGCUUUUCAUCUGUGAAUUUGGUUCAAAUGACUAUUUUGCGUUUUGGGAGUGCUCGCUGCAGAUAGAAUGAGGUGAUACAGGUAGAUACUCUUACAUUAUUUUCAUUGGAAAAUUAUGCCUUCGAGUGACUCAGCUGGACGACCUCGGGUAGACAGGUCAACAAGCCCUCUCCCUCAAAAACCUGUGAAUCCGGUACAAGAGCUUAAAGCUCUUUUUUCAGAACCAGCUUUGAUGGUAUCCACUACUAGCAAAGAGCCCGAUUUCAAUUUAGAGGCAAUCCAGUGCCUUCAACCUAACGUUGAAAACAAUCUGGACGACCUAGCAGAACGAGGAUCAUGGGACAGCAAGGUCGAGUUCAUUUUGUCAGUCGUAGGGCUGGCAAUAGGAUUAGGAAAUUUGUGGCGGUUUCCAUACCUUUGCUAUAAAAACGGCGGAGGGGCAUUUAUGGUUCCUUAUUUCAUAGCACUAUCAUUAGCCGGAGUUCCUAUGUUUUUGAUGGAACUUUCCUUAGGUCAAAUGAUGACUAUAGGAGGUCUUGGGGUCUUCAAAAUAGCUCCAAUUUUUAAAGGAAUUGGUUAUGCAACAUGUGUCCUUUCUUGCUGGACGAACAUAUACUACAUUAUAAUUCUAGCGUGGGCUCUCUUUUACUUCUUGGUAUCGCUUCGCGCCGAUGUUCCAUGGAGAACUUGUGACAAUACGUGGAACACGCGAUAUUGCAUAACACCAACAGAACGAUUAAAAACCCGCUGUUGGAUCGAAAGUACAGACACGAUAUGUGCUACGCGUAUUGGAAAUAUGAGCCAUACUCUUUUAAAAGAUCCUGUGAAAGAAUUUUGGGAUAAAGAGUACUUGAAGAAUUGUGAACAAAAACAACAUUUUUACACCAUUGUUUUUUUUAUGCAGGUGGUUUAUUUCACAGCAUUGUUCCCAUACGCCCUUCUUGUAGUUCUUCUUGUAAGAGGAUUAACUUUACCUGGAGCUAUGGAAGGAUUGAGGUAUUACGCGACACCAAAUCUCUCGAAACUCGGCGACCCCGAGGUUUGGAUAGAUGCAGUUACUCAAAUAUUUUUCUCCUAUGCUCUUGGCCUAGGAGCUCUCGUGGCUUUGGGUAGUUACAACAAAUUCAACAACAAUGUUUACAAGGAUGCAUUAAUUGUCUGCUGUGUGAAUUCCGGAACAAGUAUGCUCAGCGGUAUUGUAAUUUUUUCUGUGGUUGGGUUCAUGGCUCACGAGCAACAAAAACCCGUAGCAGAUGUCGCAGCUUCUGGUCCUGGAUUGGCAUUCCUGGUCUAUCCAUCUGCAGUUUUACAAUUACCGGGAGCAUCAAUAUGGUCGUGUUUGUUUUUCUUUAUGCUUCUUUUAAUUGGUCUGGAUAGUCAGUUCUGUACUGUGGAAGGCUUCAUAACAGCAACAGUUGAUGAGUGGCCACGUCUUCUCAGGAAAAGGAAAGAAAUUUUUAUCGCCAUCGUUUGUUUCCUUUCUUACUUGAUUGGCCUCUUGUGUGUUACUGAUGGAGGCAUGUAUGUUUUUCAGCUUCUGGAUUCUUAUGCGGUGAGCGGAUUUUGUCUGCUCUUUCUUAUGUUUUUUGAAUGUAUAGCAGUAUCAUGGGCUUUCGGCGUUAACCGAUUUUAUGAUGGUCUCCGUGACAUGAUUGGCUAUUAUCCAUGUUUCUGGUGGAAAUUUUGUUGGACUAUUACGACACCGGCUAUCUGCAUAGGCGUUUUCACAUUCAACAUCAUCAAGUUCUCACCAGUCAAAUAUCUUAGUUACGAGUAUCCAUGGUGGAGUCACCUUUUGGGAUGGUUUUCUGGUCUUUCGUCGAUGAUGUGUAUUCCUGGGUAUAUGAUUUACAUCUGGUGCGUUACUCCCGGUACAAAGUCAGAGAAAUACCGUAAAUUAAUUAGGAUAGACGAUGACAUUGCAACUUUGCGAAUUAAAUUGAAUCCAACUAAAGCUGCCGAAAUCCAGUCAGAAUUCAAUUAAUAGCUAAUGCUAUUUAUUAUGUAAUUUUAAUGAUAAUGCCAAAUAUUUGUAGAAAUACUUAAAGACUCUGUAUGUCGUAUCAGUAGAAAAAUGCAACUUUUGCCACUGUUGUUGAAAGUAAUAUUUUGUUUAAUACAUGCUGAGGAAGUACGAUUGUU
Molecule: messenger RNA, 2517 nt
Organism: Belonocnema kinseyi
Lineage: Eukaryota; Metazoa; Arthropoda; Insecta; Hymenoptera; Cynipidae
Gene: Gat-1B
Product: sodium- and chloride-dependent GABA transporter 1-like
Exons: 14
Coding region: 491-2359 (622 amino acids)
Biological process (GO): sodium ion transmembrane transport
Cellular component (GO): membrane
Source: RefSeq, a predicted model, not a curated record